AUGAUUCCAAUCGCUAGAUAUUCAGUGCUACGGGCUGCCCGGUCCCAAAUUCAACCAACUCGUACUCUGGGACAGUCGGCGCUUGCCCGCCUUCUUUCGACCCUCGCCGUCCUUGAGCAGCGUGAUGGCAAGCUGCAGAACUCAUCACUAUCCGCUAUUGUGGCAGCACAGAAGCUUGGUGGUCCGGUAACAGCCUUCCUAGCUGGAAGUGGUGUCAAGGGCACCGCUGCUGCCGAGGCGGCCAAGAUCCAAGGCAUUGAGAAAGUUAUUGCUGUGGAGAGCGACGCAUAUGAGAAGGGUCUUCCGGAGAACUAUGCCCCGCUCCUCGUCGAGAAUAUCAAGAAGGGCGAAUACACUCACAUCGUGGCUGGUCACUCAGCUUUCGGUAAGAGCCUUCUACCACGUGUUGCUGCUCUCUUGGAUGUUCAACAGGUUUCGGAUAUAACCGGAAUUGAGAGUGAGGACACCUUUGUUCGUCCCAUCUACGCCGGUAACGCCAUAUUGACCGUUCAGUCGACCGACAGCAUCAAAGUGAUCACUGUUCGUGGUACUGCCUUCCAAGGGGUCGAGACAGAAGGUGGCUCUGCCGAGAUUGUGGAUGGCGUGGACUCAAAUGCCCCCUCCCAGACCGAGUGGGUGUCCGAGGAGCUGACCAAGUCCGAACGUCCUGACCUCUCCACUGCAACCCGCGUUGUGUCUGGCGGCCGUGGUCUCAAGUCCAAGGAAGAGUUUGAUCGUAUUAUGAUUCCGCUGGCUGACUCUCUUGGUGCCGCUAUCGGUGCUUCCCGUGCUGCUGUCGACAGUGGGUUCGCCGACAACAGCUUGCAGGUUGGACAGACUGGCAAGAACGUGGCUCCUCAGCUUUACCUCUGCACUGGUAUCUCCGGUGCUAUCCAGCACUUGGCUGGUAUGAAGGACAGCAAGGUCAUUGCUGCUAUCAACAAGGAUGCCGAUGCGCCUAUCUUCCAAAUUGCUGAUGUUGGCCUUGUCGGUGAUCUUUUUGAAAAGGUGCCUGAGUUGACCGAAAAAUUGAAAAGCGCUUAG
Messenger RNA from Penicillium taxi, 1044 nucleotides. RefSeq names its product electron transfer flavoprotein subunit alpha/FixB family protein. Gene Ontology annotation, cellular component: mitochondrion. Gene Ontology annotation, molecular function: electron transfer activity; flavin adenine dinucleotide binding. Lineage: Eukaryota; Fungi; Ascomycota; Eurotiomycetes; Eurotiales; Aspergillaceae. The transcript has 3 exons. The coding region runs from base 1 to 1044 and encodes 347 amino acids. The record is from RefSeq and is a predicted model, not a curated record.